CUGGACGUGUUCUGUAGGCCACUGAAAGGGGCAGGCUGUGUAUAAGUCUGUGCUACCAUUCAUGCAGAGUGUAUAGCAGUCCCCGCCGACAGCCAAGCCGUGUCACAUCCUCCUCAAAACAGAAAGCUCUGCUCUCAGACUGAUAAAAAGGGUUGUGACCCUACAGUACAGUAGUAGCCACCAUGGCAGAAGCUCACCAGGCGGUGGCUUUCCAGUUCACCGUCACCCCUGAUGGCAUCGACCUACAGCUGUGCCACGAGGCUCUACGCCAGAUCUACCUCUCUGGCCUCCACUCCUGGAAGAAAAGGUUCAUUCGCUUCAAGAAUGGGGUAAUGACUGGUGUGUACCCGGGUAGCCCUGGCGGUUUCAUGGUAGUGGUUGUGUCCUACAUGUCCUACAAUAAAUAUAAUCAGCUGGAUCCCUCUCUGGGGUUGAUUGCCAAACUGGGCCAACACAUACCCAUCAGUCGAUACAUGUCCACAAACAGCCAGAUGAUAGUUGGAGGAGUUCUGGUGGGCACGGGCCUGUGGGUCAGCAUAAUCAUGAUUAUGAGGAAUGUUUUAAAGUGCCUGUUGUCGUGGCAUGGCUGGAUGAAUGCACGCCAUGGCUCUAUGUCCUGGACUACUCGCCUGUGGAUGUUAUUAGUGAAGGUGUUCUCCGGCAGGAAGCCAAUGCUCUACAGUUUCCAGAACUCGCUGCCUAGGCUACCUGUUCCCACUAUCAAGGACACCUGCAGAAGGUACCUGGAGUCAGUGCGCCCACUGAUGGAUGAUGAGCAGUAUGAACGGAUGCAAGGCUUGACUAAAGACUUUGAGAAGAACCUGGGACCCAGACUGCAGUGGUACCUCAAACUCAAGUCUUGGUGGGCCUCCAACUAUGUUAGUGACUGGUGGGAGGAGUAUAUUUACCUUAGAGGCCGUGGGCCCAUCAUGGUCAACAGCAACUAUUAUGCCAUGGAUUUCCUGUAUGUGUUCCCCACCUCCAUCCAGGCUGCCAGGGCAGGUAAUGCCAUCCAUGCCAUCAUGCUCUACAGGAGAAAACUGGACAGAGCCCAGAUCAAACCAAUAUUCUUGCUGGCAAACAAGGUUCCUCUGUGUUCGGCUCAGUGGGAGCGGAUGUUUAACACCACCCGCAUCCCUGGUUUGGAGACAGACACCCUUCAGCACAUGAAUGAGAGCAAACACAUAGCUGUGUACCAUAAGGGCCGUUUCUUCAAGGUGUGGAUGUUUUAUGACGGGCGGCUGCUGUUGCCACGGGAAAUAGAGCAGCAGAUGGAGAGGAUUUUGGCCGACAAGUCGGACCCCCUGCCAGAAGAGGAGAGAAUAGCUGCACUUACUGCAGGGGACAGGACCCCAUGGGCCAAGGCUCGUGAAACCUACUUCAACCGUGGUAAGAACAAGCAAUCUUUGGACGCCAUUGAGAAGGCAGCCUUCUUUGUAACCCUUGAUGACACUGAGCAGCGCUAUGAUGCAGACAACCCAGUCAAGUCUCUGGACAGUUAUGCCAAGUCCUUGCUCCACGGAAAGUGCUACGACAGGUGGUUUGACAAAUCCUUUAACCUGAUAGUUUUUAAGAAUGGCACCAUGGGACUGAACGCAGAGCAUUCAUGGGCAGAUGCUCCAAUCAUUGGCCAUCUGUGGGAGCAUGUACUUUCCAUGGACCCUGUUAAGCUGGGAUAUACUGAGGAUGGUCACUGCUGUGGGGACCCCCACCCCAACCUGCCAGGUCCUCAGAGGCUGCAGUGGGACAUCUCUGCUGAGUGCCACGAGGUCAUCCAGAGCUCUCUGACAGUAGCCAGGACUCUGGCUGAUGAUGUGGACUCUCACAUUUUCCCCUUCAGUGACUUUGGGAAGGGUCUGAUUAAGAAGUGCCGCACCAGUCCUGAUGCCUUCAUCCAGAUCGCACUACAGCUGGCCCAUUACAGGGACAAAGGGAAGUUCUGCCUGACAUACGAAGCCUCCAUGACGCGUUUGUUCCGUGAGGGCCGAACAGAAACUGUGCGCUCCUGCACCAUGGAUACUUGUGCUUUUGUUCGUUCCAUGAUCAGAGAUGAGACAAGAGAAGAGCGUCUCAAGUUGCUCAAACUGGCAGCAGAGAAGCAUCAAGCUAUGUACCGCCUGGCAAUGACAGGAGAGGGCAUCGAUCGCCACCUUUUCUGUCUCUAUGUGGUUUCCAAAUACCUGGGAGAAGACUCACUCUUCCUCAAGGAGGUCCUGUCUGAGCCGUGGAGGCUGUCCACCAGUCAGACCCCUAUGCAGCAGCCUGAGCUUUUUGAUCUGGUCAGACACCCUGAGUAUGUGUCCUCUGGAGGUGGAUUUGGUCCGGUGGCUGAUGAUGGUUAUGGUGUCUCCUACAUCAUUGUUGGUGAGGACCUAAUCAACUUCCACAUCUCCAGCAAACACUCAAGCCCAGAAACUGACUCCCACCGCUUUGGCGCCAACAUCAGACAAGCCAUGCUGGACAUGGUGGAUCUCUUCCAGCUCGACAAGAAAAACAAGUGAUUGUCCUCGCCAUAGGUGGAAUAAACAUAAGAAGUUGUUUUAAGAUAUAUUCUUCCUGAAGCUUGUACAGAAUCAAAUGUUGGAUUUUGGGUUAUUUUUAAGUUAAUUGAUGUUACAGAAAUAAGGAUAAUUGAAAGGUAUUUGUAAACUUCACUGUCAAUAUGUGUGAAGCGUUUAUGUGUACUGUAUGUAUAGGCAAGGUGAGAUUAUGGUGGUAUUGGGUACAGGUAGUGCACAGAUCAAAAUUUUUAUUCACAGGACUGUAUGCACCGGUGCCUUAGUGACCCACUAAUGUAUAAAGGGCACAAAGGGAGGAGAAAAUUAGAGCAGCCCCAGUCUGAGAUCAAGUUUGUAUUACCACAGUAAGAGACCUUUCAGCUAAAGGAUUAUUCAGUAGCAUCAUCCAAUAUUUGAACCAUGUUUUAAGUUGAGAGAUGGUGCAGUAUUUUUACUAGUUUUAGUCCCAAUUUUGAAAAUCAUAUGAAUUCUUUUUGGUUUUUAGGUUUCUUCUGGUCUCCUCAAUAUCAGCACCUGAGUCAUGUGUUACUGGCCAAACUUGAUGUUAAAUAUCAUCCAAGUUUAAAUACUGAGUCUGAUUCACUAGGCUCGAACAGUUGUAUCCAGUAAUCUUAUACCUUAGGAAGGCCGGAGGAGUAAAACAGUUGCUCUAUAACUCCAAGAAUUAUGAAUAUUCAGCUUUGAUCUGGAAAGUGGCCCUGUAUCUAUCAGUGUGAUUCUGGAUACCAACACAAGAGACGGAGCUGUUCCCACUGUCUGAUCAAUGGCUCUCAAUUGCCUUUCUGACUCAAGUGCACAGCCAGUGUGUGUGUUCUUUUUAGCUGCCAUGAUUUUAUGAUGUAGCGAUGAAGGCAGUUCAUGUUAGUGUGUGUUUGUCAUUUUCACACUCAGGUUUUAUUAACUUGGCCUAAUGUAGGGUGCUGGCUGCAGCAUUGCAAGAUUAGUGCUUAUGUUGGCGUGUAUAUGUGCAACAGUAGAAGAAAUUAAGAUGCAGUAAGUGAGGGAUUGGCAGGACAGUUGCACAUGCAUGUGUUGAAUGGGAUUUUUUCAUUUCUUGUGUUUAAAAAAACAAACAAACAGUGCGCUCACUAACUCUCUCUAUGUCUGGCCAAACUAACCAGUUCCUAACUACCUUUGUAGCCUUUUUUCAGAUCAAAUGGAAUUGUAAACUUUUAUGAGCGAACUGUUGUCAAUUACAGCAUAGUGGUGUUGCAGCUAAGGAUAGAGAGGGGCUGUCAUGUGUAGGAAUGCAUUUCUGUUAUGUAUAUGUUGUCCGUUCAUCAUGUUAUUUAUUUUUUUCCAUAUUUUAACCUCUUUAUUCACAAAACAAACAUGCAUAUUUACCAGCUGAAUGUGGUGAAUCAUAACCACUAAGUUAAAGCUUUGCUUAUUUAAAAAGUUAAACGGACAAAAUGCUUCCUCUUUUUUUUUUGACAGGACAGUGUUGUUAUCACAGACUUUGCCAGUAUGUUGUAGUUGUAUGACUUUUUAUCUCAAUAGACCUCAUGUUUACACUGCUGCAUGGUUUUUGAAGAUGAAGCUGUAUAUGUUUUCUUUUCAUUUAAGAUGUGUAAAAAGACAAACAGCUGAUAUACCAAAAUGAGUUUUAACAAUAAAGUGAAUGUCAGACAGCUGUAUCA
This is a messenger RNA of Siniperca chuatsi (mandarin fish), 4159 nucleotides long. It is a transcript of the gene cpt1ab, whose product is annotated as carnitine palmitoyltransferase 1Ab (liver). NCBI's taxonomy places the organism in Eukaryota, Metazoa, Chordata, Actinopteri, Centrarchiformes, Sinipercidae. The record is from RefSeq and is a predicted model, not a curated record. The transcript has 19 exons. Gene Ontology annotation, molecular function: carnitine O-palmitoyltransferase activity. Gene Ontology annotation, cellular component: mitochondrion. Gene Ontology annotation, biological process: carnitine metabolic process; fatty acid metabolic process. The coding region runs from base 183 to 2501 and encodes 772 amino acids.